This is a messenger RNA of Chinchilla lanigera (long-tailed chinchilla), 1760 nucleotides long. It is a transcript of the gene Rhbdl2, whose product is annotated as rhomboid, veinlet-like 2 (Drosophila). The coding region runs from base 369 to 1388 and encodes 339 amino acids. Gene Ontology annotation, cellular component: membrane. The record is from RefSeq and is a predicted model, not a curated record. The transcript has 8 exons. Gene Ontology annotation, molecular function: serine-type endopeptidase activity. NCBI's taxonomy places the organism in Eukaryota, Metazoa, Chordata, Mammalia, Rodentia, Chinchillidae.
UGCUCAGAAUGCAGUGCCUCUGACACUUCUCUGAGAGAACUCAGUGUCUGAGACACACUUGGGAAGGGAGAAGGAGACACCCAGUGACUACAGCAGCCCAGCGGCUUCUGUUGCUUCCUACUGAGAAGCCGGACACCCUGGGCCCGGAGCUCUCCUAACGACCACCCUGCGGAAUUCCAGGGACUCGCCUGUGGUGUUACCAUCUCCGAUGGGUCAGGCUUGAGACAAGAAGCUUGCUUGCUGGAAGCCACAGAGGUGCACCCGACACCUGCUGGUACCCAAAGGAGACCUGACGCGGGGACUGCAGCCAUUCUAGGCUGCCGGGUUUGAACGUUUCAUACUUUGUGUCAGCUUUUGGACCCAGCUGCAUGCACACGAAGAUAAAACAGAAGGCUGCGGCUCUUGAGGAGCUCAUACUCUCAGGACGUGUCCUUUGGCGAGGGAACACGCAGACGGAGGUGGAGGGAGGACCCAGGACAAUGGCUGUGGCUCAUGACGUGGAGAUGGAGAGCGUGAAUCUCAGCAUGGAGAGAGAGAGAAAAGAAGAGCUGGAGGAAGAGAAGCUGGGAGAGUACGGGGAUGGCAACUAUCCUCCCAACAGCAAAAAGGUCCACAGGAUCGUCUCGAAGUGGAUGCUUCCGGAACCGGCCCGGAGAACAUACCUGGAGAGGGCGAACUGCCUGCCCCCGCCUGUGUUCAUCAUCUCCGUCAGCCUGGCCGAGCUGGCAGUGUUUAUUUACUAUGCCGUAUGGAAGCCCCAGAAACAGUGGAUCACCUUGGACACAGGCAUCCUGGCCAGUCCCUUUACCUACCGUCCUGACAAGAGAGAGGAAGCCUGGAGGUUCGUCUCGUACAUGCUGGUGCAUGCUGGAGUGCAGCACAUCGUGGGGAAUCUCUUCAUGCAGCUUGUGCUGGGAAUUCCCCUGGAAAUGGUCCACAAAGGCCUCCGCGUGGGGCUGGUGUACCUGGCAGGAGUGAUUGCAGGUUCCCUUGCCAGUUCUAUUUUUGACCCACUCAAAUAUCUGGUGGGUGCUUCAGGAGGAGUCUAUGCCCUGAUGGGAGGCUAUUUCAUGAAUGUUCUAGUGAAUUUUCGAGAAAUGAUUCCUGCCUUUGGGAUUGUCAGACUCCUGGUCAUCGUCCUCAUAAUUGCGUCAGACAUGGGAUUCGCUCUCUACAGAAGGUUCUUUGUCCCUGAAAAUGGGUCUCCGGUGUCAUUUGCAGCUCACAUUGCAGGUGGAUUUGCUGGAAUGUCUAUAGGUUACACUGUGUUUAGCUGCUUUGAUAAGGCACUGCUAAAAGAUCCACGGUUUUGGAUAGCAAUUGCUGCUUAUUUAGCUUUUGUUUUAUUUGCGGUGUUUUUCAACCUUUUCCUGUCUCCGGCAAAUUGACUUGCCCAUUUUUAAUAUAAGCCAACUGAUAACAAGAGCUAACUGGCAGGGAAAUGGGGAACUGAAGCAACAGAAAAGUGCCAGCAAGUGGCAGCAGCUGUUGAAAGAGGACAAAACACCACUCAGCUCACAUGUGGCAAGGACUGCUCACGAAAGGGCAGAAGACUUGCGGAGGUGAAUUCUGAAGGCAAAGAGAAGGAAGAGGAAGAAAAAAAGCAACACAGGAGAAACCAGAGACACACCUUUCCCAGGCAUAUGGUAGGCAUGUGUGUGUCUUGUAAGAGACUUGUUCUCCUCGGAGGACAUACUUUGGAGAUUAUUUGAUAGACUCUGUCACUGUACUAUGCAGAGAAUAAAGAUGUUUCAAAUCUG